Xenopus tropicalis (tropical clawed frog) is the source of this 882-nucleotide messenger RNA. RefSeq names its product glutathione S-transferase mu 1 (gene gstm1). Gene Ontology annotation, cellular component: cytoplasm. Bases 62 to 712 code for a protein of 216 amino acids. The transcript is spliced from 8 exons. The record is from RefSeq and is marked provisional. NCBI's taxonomy places the organism in Eukaryota, Metazoa, Chordata, Amphibia, Anura, Pipidae. Gene Ontology annotation, molecular function: glutathione transferase activity.
CAGACUGUAAAGAAGGAUUUGGAAGGAGGACAGAAGCUCAGUAAUAGUGUUGGGGUUCAGAAUGAUACUAGGAUACUGGGAUAUCAGAGGGUUGGCUCAUUCUAUCCGUCUCCUGCUUGAAUACACAGGCACACAAUAUGAAGAAAAAAAAUAUAUAACGGGGGAUGCCCCCAAUUAUGACAAGACUCAGUGGCUGGAUGAAAAAGAGAAGCUGGGACUGGACUUCCCCAAUUUACCAUACCUCUUGGAUGGUGAUGUGAAGCUUUCACAAAGUAAUGCAAUCCUUCGCUAUAUUGCACGCAAGCACGGACUUUGUGGAGAGUCAGAAAAAGAAAAGAUGUAUGUUGAUCUAAUAGAAAAUCAAACCAUGGAUUUUCGGAUGGGUCUUGUUGUAAUUGCUUACAAUCCUCAAUUUGAAACACUGAAGGGGCCAUAUUUAGAAAAGCUGCCUAUUGCUUUGAAAAGAUUCUCUUGCUUUCUAGGAGACAGAUCCUGGUUUGCAGGCGAUAAGAUCACUUUUGUCGAUUUUGUGGUGUAUGAUGUCCUGGACCAGCAUCAGAUUCUAGAACCAACUUGUCUGCAGAAUUUUAAGAACUUGCAGGACUUUCUAAAACGAUUUGAGGCUCUCCCUGCUAUUGAUGCUUACAUGAAGUCCUCACGCUUUAUGAAGAUGCCCCUAAACAACCGCAUGGCGUCCUGGGGCAACAAAUAGGGCACUAUACAGAUGGAAGACCUCUUCUGUUUUACACCAGAACAUGUUCACAAGUCAUUAUUUCAGCGUUUUAUUUUUUCUGUAAUCAUCAGAUCACCUUGUCUCUCCCCUCCCUGGUGUCAUUAUGGUUGGUAACUUGAUUUACAAUAAAGCCAACAGAGUGAAAAGAA